GUCAGAAACACAACGGCGAGCAUGGCGCGGCAUAUGUUUACCACACAUGGAUCCGAUAAGCAGUUUCUGUACCCGAAAUGCAUGCAGGAGUCCACCACACAGACGGACCUGAACAGGAAUUGGCGAGGAGAAGAUGGCACAACACGCUACACGUGCGACAUGUGUGGAAUUUCAAUGAAGGUGGAAAUAGAUCACCCUAGGGAUCAAAUCGCUCGAAUCAGGCACCUCGAGUGGCCAAAAAUGCUGUCCAAAUACCAAGUAACUGUGACAUUGGCGAGAAAUCAAACCAGUGCGCUGAAUGUGGGAACUGUUAUCGGCACAGAAGUACCUUGUGGUGCAAGCACAAGGCAUUAAACACAACAAAUAAAACAUCACAUUUUAGAUUAUAAGUAUAGUUCAUGGCCG
Mya arenaria is the source of this 405-nucleotide messenger RNA. RefSeq lists its product as uncharacterized. The coding region runs from base 22 to 354 and encodes 110 amino acids. The transcript has 2 exons. Lineage: Eukaryota; Metazoa; Mollusca; Bivalvia; Myida; Myidae. The record is from RefSeq and is a predicted model, not a curated record.